This is a messenger RNA of Nelumbo nucifera (sacred lotus), 639 nucleotides long. NCBI's taxonomy places the organism in Eukaryota, Viridiplantae, Streptophyta, Magnoliopsida, Proteales, Nelumbonaceae. The record is from RefSeq and is a predicted model, not a curated record.
AUGAAGGCAGGUGGGCUUGGCAAUGUUGCUGGGGCUUUACCGAAGGCCUUGGCUCAGCGUGGACAUAAAGUUAUGGUUGUGGCACCACCGUAUGGUAACUAUACAAAAAUCCAAGAAACAGGAGUGCGCAAGAGAUGUAAGGUGGAGGGGCAGGAUAUAGAGGUAAUUUUCUUCCAAGCUUAUAUUGAUGACAAAGAUUUUGUGUUCAUGGACAGUCCUAUGUUUUGUAAUAUUGAGGAAAAAAUAUAUGGGGAAAGCCGAGAGGAUAUUUUAAAACGCAUGGUCCUCUUCGGUAAGGCCGCUCUAGAGGUCCUCUACUGUAAGCAUACCCGGUACAGCAUUCUUAUGAUCCACAAUAGAGCACAACGGGGUCGUGGUCCAGUACGUGAUUUCUGUUAUGUGGACCUUUCACAAAACUACUUCAAACUAUAUGACCCAGGAGGUAGGGAACACUUCAAUGUCCUUGCGGCUGGCCUGAGUGCCGUAGAGCGUGUAGUCACUGUAAGCCAUGGCUAUGCCUGGGAGCGGGAAACAAAAGAAGGUGGCUGGGAUCGGCACCAAAUAAUCCAGCGUGAUGCACGGAGAGACGGGGCAGUCCCUAUUGUUCAUACUGUUGCUGGACUGAGAAAUUGUGUGUAG